AUGGUAGUUGGUAUCGACUUUCAUUGACUAGCUCGGUGCGCCAAGUCUUUAUACAAUUUGUGACUCCAUUAACCCCGGCCGUUGCUAUUGUGAGCAGACUCGGAAACGUGUCAUGUGCGGUGUACCCAUAACACGACCACAUCAAACUGGUAAUCAAAUAUCGAAGGACAAUAUUUGAGGGAACUGGUUUCCAGAAUCUUAUAUACCACCCGCAAUGUUAUGUUGCCAAAUAUCAUUACUCUAAAAUCGUAUAGAGGAAUAUGUUGCAAAGGAGUAAAUGAAUUAAUUUCUUAUUUUGUAACGAGAUUGGAAGAGAAAUUCAGAGCCUUUGGAGGAGAUUUCAUAAAAUUCAUGAAUAUAUAAUUUCUUCAUGGGAAAUAUUGGAAAUAUUUAAUAUAUACGUUUCAUGCACCUCAUCGCUUUGGGACUGUUUCUUCGUGGAAUUCUGCGAAUUGAUCGGUUACUUUUAAGAGGAGAAGAGAUUGCAAGCAGACUCUUGUCAUGUUUAUUGAUUUAUGCCAGGAAAGUUGCGAUUCUGACUCUUAAAUUGACUCCAUCAAAUGAUAUUUCUAAAUAUUGGAUCUUUCAUACAUUAUCCUAGCCGACAUAGAGUUAAUAUUUAUUGGUGUCAGAAUAUCCAUGCGAGAUACCAAUUUUCAGGGAUGAUGUCAAAGUAUAGAUUCUUCCAUGCUGCGAACAUACUGCACAAACCCCUGACGAUGAGCUCAACAUUUUCCUAGCCCGCGGAUCGAGUGAUUAAUUUUUGAGUUAGGAUGGGGGAUCAUCCGGGUCUACCCCCGUUGAAUCUCCGGCCAAGCUCCGGGGGAGGGUCGAUGAUGUUUAGCAGGUAUCAAUCCUCGAUGUUCGGAGGGGCAGAGCACCAUCAUGGUGAUGCCUUCUCAAUCAUUGGACAGGAGUUAUUCUCUGCUCCAGAACUGCCUGAAAUAAUUGAUCUUUUUACCCGUGGUAUCCCAAGCCGUGUGACCCUGGCUGAUAUGAUCGGCUCAUGCUGCCGAACCACAGUCAAUGACAUAGAAAGACUACCUGCAAUACAUCCAUCUGUAAUGAGCUCAAGAGGGGAACAGCACACCCGGUACAUGACCUUCGUAUCAACCCCACCCAUAGAAAGGAGACCGCCAAGAGGAAGGCCAAAAUUUCCACGCAAGCCUUUAGGUCCACAAGAAUGCUUUAAAUGCCAACUCAAAACUGACCACGCAAGUUGUGAAAAGCACAAGUAUUUAAGAAUUGGAGGAGGAUAUCGCCAUAGCUACGCAUACAUCAGCCAAAUCAUGGAAGUGAUUGAAAAGGAACACUUUGCAGUUGCUCGGGAGGAAUUCUUGAAAAAUGAAAAGAUAAAAGAAGAGGCAAGAAAACUAGAAGAAAGCCGAAAUACUGUAAAGCGUCGAGUGAAGCUAUAUCUCCGAACCAAGAGCGGUAAUGUCAUUACCCGGUAUCAGUUCGUGAACGACGACGACUACCGCGAGAUGAAAGAGAAUAAGUCGGCAGCGAAGAAGAUGCUGGGAUUAAACGACGACGAGUCCCUCGAAGAGUUUGUGACAUCGAAACACGGCUAUGUGCAAGACAAACACGGUGACAUGGUCAAAUCGAAAAAGAAGAAAAAUAAGAAGAAAAGGAAACACAGAGAUGGGGACGAAGAGGAUAGCGAGGACGAGUCCGAUGAUGACGAGGAGAACGGCGGAGGUCGUCGUCGUCGUCGCCAUGGUCACAAGAAGGGUCAUCAUUCAAAACGACAUCAAAAGCACAAGGGACGUAGGAGACGCGGGGAUUACUACAGUGAUGACGAGAGUAUAGCUGAGAGCGGGGUCGGUGCCAGUUUACUCGAUGGCGAGACGGGUGGAAAAUCUACCCGACAUCAUCGCCGUCGUCAUCGUUCGAGAGAUGACGGUGAUGAAUACGAUGACCAAGAUGCGUCGCCAGCCGAAUCGUACAUCAGUGAUAACGGAACGCUACAUCACAGAGAGAAGAAGAAAAAGAGGAAACACAACAGACAAGAUCGCGAUGACGAUGGCGAUCGACAUCGAAGAAGACGGAGGUGUGAUCGCGAUGACGAUUCUGUGGUCGAUGGUGAAAGUGCGCAGUCUGAUGAGAUGAGUGAUGAAGGCUCGGAUGACAGCAGAAGACAUCGUCGUCGUAGACGUGGUGAUGGCAGACGGCAUCGCCGGCGAAAAGGACGCCGAACCGCCAGCGAUGGAUCUGAGGGAGACGAUGACGAUGGGUCACGACAUCGUCGGAAACGACGACAUCGUGGAAGACGCGAGGAUGAUGGCGAUGAUGUUGACGAUUAUGACACGCACGGGAGAGGAGGUCGACGUAGGAAGGGAAGCCGAAGAAAGCAUGGAUCGUCUGACGAUUCCUCUGAGAGCGAUGACGGAUCUGAUGACGAUGACGGUGGACAUCGACGAGGAAGAAGGCGCGGUCGAAGGAGAGAUUCGGAUGGUAUGUUUGCCUUUCACUAUCACUACUAGCGGAGGCGGCAACCGUGA
Messenger RNA from Lytechinus pictus (painted urchin), 2504 nucleotides. Its product is annotated as sarcoplasmic reticulum histidine-rich calcium-binding protein-like. The record is from RefSeq and is a predicted model, not a curated record. Bases 774 to 2486 code for a protein of 570 amino acids. Lineage: Eukaryota; Metazoa; Echinodermata; Echinoidea; Temnopleuroida; Toxopneustidae. The transcript has 12 exons.